This is a messenger RNA of Tachysurus vachellii, 1917 nucleotides long. It is a transcript of the gene mmp21, whose product is annotated as matrix metallopeptidase 21. The coding region runs from base 52 to 1917 and encodes 621 amino acids. The transcript is spliced from 7 exons. The record is from RefSeq and is a predicted model, not a curated record. Lineage: Eukaryota; Metazoa; Chordata; Actinopteri; Siluriformes; Bagridae. Gene Ontology annotation, cellular component: extracellular matrix. Gene Ontology annotation, biological process: proteolysis; collagen catabolic process; extracellular matrix organization. Gene Ontology annotation, molecular function: metalloendopeptidase activity; zinc ion binding.
UUUAAAUUUCAUCAUUCAUUAUUCAUUAUUAGAUCGUUUCGCUUCCAGCUAAUGAUGUCAUCACAGAUCUGUUUGGUCUUCAUGGCCUUCAUGGGCUCCAGCGUAUCAGAGAAACUGUUCCACAGUCGAGAUCAUUCGGAUGUAGAGAUGUUCUCCUCUCACCUGGCUGAGCUCGUCACUGAUAUGGACACUGCUCAGCACUUCCUCUUCAAGUAUGGGUUUAUGAAACCAGUGAAUUGGGAACACACACAAAGCCCCGGAGUCGAUACUUUAACUGAUUCUGACAUCUUCUUAGAGGACACAGUUCAGGACCAGACUUCCUUUACUCACUCGGAGGACACCCAACAUCUCCCAGAGUCACCUGACUUUAUCGGAGCUCUGCUGGAGUUCCAGCAAGUGUCUGGUUUACCCGUUACAGGUGUGUUCGAUGACGCCACGAAGGUGGCCAUGAACAAACCACGAUGUGGCGUCUCUGACAAGGAAGAGGACCAGAUUGAAACCACGGAGACCAGCACUACUGCAGAGGACCUAAACGAAUCCUCUGAGCCUUUUAACAUCACAGCGACACCACAGAGUAACAACACAGACAUCGACGUAGCUCAGAACAACACCUCUGACGAAGCAGAGACAGAAAAACAGCACCACCUACAGACACCGAUACGUAAGAGCAGUAGGAUUAAAAGAAGCACCAAUGCGUUGUGGGGUCAUGCUGCGUUCUCUAAGAACAUCCUGACAUGGAGACUGAUUGGUGAAGGCUACAGCAGCCAGCUCUCGGUGGAAGAGCAGCGCCACAUCUUCAGGCUGGCUUUUAGGAUGUGGAGCGAAAUCUCACCUCUGCAGUUCAUAGAGGAUCUGCAUUCACCACCGGACGAGAUCGACAUCAGGCUGGGCUUCGGCACAGGUCGCCACUUUGGAUGCGCUCAGAGUUUUGAUGGUGCUGGAAGGGAGUUUGCUCAUGCCUGGUUUCUGGGUGACAUCCAUUUUGAUGAUGAUGAACAUUUCACCGCUCCCAACGCUGGAAACGGGAUCAGCUUGCUUAAGGUAGCUGUGCAUGAGAUCGGCCACGUGCUGGGUCUUCCUCACAUUUACCGCUCAGGAUCCAUCAUGCAGCCCAGCUAUCGACCACAGGAUGACGGCUUUGAGCUCGACUGGCUCGACAGGAAGGCCAUUCAGAACCUCUACGGAGGCUGCGGCGGUCGCUUCAGCACUGUGUUCGAUUGGAUCAGAAAGGAGAGAACGGCGUAUGGUGAAGUGGUCGUGCGCUUUAACACCUACUUCAUGCGUAACGGUUUGUACUGGCUCUAUGAGAACCGCAGCAACAGAACACGUUACGGAGAUCCCGUCUCCGUGCAGGUCGGUUGGCACGGACUCCCGUCUUCCGGCGUGGACGCCUACGUGCACGUGUGGAGCCGCGACACGGACGCUGCGUAUUUCUUCAAAGGAUCUCAGUACUGGAGAUACGACAGCCAGAACGAUCAGGUCUUCUCUGAAGACGCAGAUGGCCAACGUUACCCUCGUCUUAUCUCCGAGGGCUUCCCAGGCGUACCGAGCCCCGUCGACACGGCCUACUACGACAGGAGAGAUGCUCACAUUUACUUCUUCAGAGGUUCCUUGGUUUAUAGGUUCAGCGUCCAAGCUAACAAGCUAGCAGCUACUCAGAAAAUGACCGAGCUGUUUCCUGCCCUGACCCCAGGUGACCAUCCCACAAGUAACCUGGAUGCCGCGUAUUUCUCCUACUCACACAACACCCUCUUCCUGAUAAAGGGCGCCUCCUACUGGAGGGUGGUGGGAAAAAGGGCACGCAAGAUGAAGCGCUCACUGCCCUACAACAGCCUGCUGCCAGCUCGAGAGGUGCAGAAGCAGUGGUUCGACAUCUGUGAUGUCCACACCAGCGCCCUGAAAACCGAACGCCGAUGA